UGCUUCAAUUCAUCAUCACUCACAUUUCAAGUUUAUUUUGAUCCAAAAGCUUUGAUUUGAUUUCAUUCUCUUGAGGCCAGAAAUGGAUUUUGGUCCACAUGAUGAUGAUUUGAAAGAGAACCCCAAGAUUUCACCAUCAACAAGUUUAUUCAGUGAAUUGAGUGCAAGUAGUCCAUCAUCAGGUUCAAGCUUAUCAUCAAAUGAUAAGAAAAGAGCUAAAUUUGAACAACAAUAUGGUGCCAAUUGGAAGUGUGUUCCUAGACAGAGAAAAAAUGGAAAAUGGGAUAAGUUCUAUUAUCAUACGGAGUCAGGAAUUAUGUGUAGAUCUUUAAAAGAGGUUGAAAGAUUUGAGAAAGAAGGCACUCGCCCAGGUCGCAAGCCAAAAAAAGUGAAAAUGGAAAAUGUUGAAACAACAGUGAAAGAAAUGGGUGCUACUGUGACUGAGGAAACUUCACCCAACAAAAAAGAAGAAAAAGAAGAACCACAAACAAAAAGUGUUGAGGUUGAAAAUGUUUUGGUAGAUGCUAACCAAAACCUAAAUCAGCUCAACCCUAAUGAUCAACAAUACUUUUCAGAAGAUUCUGAGAGAACUCCUUCUCCCCCAUGGUCUCUGUCUCAUGUGGUUAGUCCAAGGGAAGGAACUAGAGCUAGUGCUUGGUGGAGGAAGCCAACAUGAAAGGCAUAACUUAGAGAAGACAAAAAAAUAAAAUUAGGGGAAAACCUAACUCUAUAAUGGAAAACUUUUAAGUUAUGAAUAAGGUGGCUAUUGUCCCCUUCCUAUGUAUUAA
Messenger RNA from Arachis duranensis, 788 nucleotides. RefSeq lists its product as uncharacterized. Lineage: Eukaryota; Viridiplantae; Streptophyta; Magnoliopsida; Fabales; Fabaceae. The transcript is spliced from 6 exons. The record is from RefSeq and is a predicted model, not a curated record. Bases 83 to 676 code for a protein of 197 amino acids.